Molecule: messenger RNA, 1027 nt
Organism: Notolabrus celidotus (New Zealand spotty)
Lineage: Eukaryota; Metazoa; Chordata; Actinopteri; Labriformes; Labridae
Gene: sub1b
Product: SUB1 regulator of transcription b
Exons: 5
Coding region: 112-486 (124 amino acids)
Biological process (GO): positive regulation of transcription initiation by RNA polymerase II
Cellular component (GO): nucleus; transcription regulator complex
Molecular function (GO): transcription coactivator activity; DNA binding
Source: RefSeq, a predicted model, not a curated record
UGCUGCAGGUGGCGCUGCUGCUUAUAUGUAUUGUUUGUUCGCCGCCAUUAAAACCGUAGAAGAAGAAGUGACCCGCUUCCUGAGAGAUCUGCUCCAUCACAUCUGAUCAUAAUGCCAAAAUCAAAGGAAAUCCUGUCCUCUGCCUCUGGGAGCGACUCUGACAGCGAAGUGGAGUCAAAGGCAAAGAAAAGGAAGGCAGCCCCAGAGAAGCCGGCCAAGAAACCAAAGAGCGGAGAGAGCUCCAAGCCCGGAGGCUCGUCAAAGGGCAGCGGGAACGGAGAAGACAACAUGUUCCAGAUUGGGAAGAUGAGAUAUGUCAGCGUCCGAGACUUUAAGGGCAAAGUCCUGAUCGACAUCAGAGAGUACUGGAUGAACCCGGACCAGGAGAUGAAGCCUGGGAAGAAAGGCAUCUCUCUGAAUCCUGAGCAGUGGAACCAACUGAAGGAUCAGAUCUCAGAAAUCGACGACGCCAUCAAGAGAACAUAAUCAUUCCUUUCUGAUGUUCCUGUUGGAUCACGUUCAAGGUGUUGGCUAACCAGUUUUGUAAAAAGCCUGGGAUUGUUUUGUAAUGACAUUAACUUGUAGCUGUGUGGAUCUAGUGUUGUCUGUGUGACUUUGUUUAGUUGUUGUGGUGAAGGUUGGGGUGGAUGAGCACUGGGGGGGGGUUGGAUGAGGUGGGCGGGCAUCAAUACAGAGGUGUUUUUGUAUUGAAUAAUAAAAACGAGGCACUGAUUUAAUCCUGGUGUUCAUUUAAAUUCGUGUUCACAGUUUGACUCAUUGAAACACCGACCAUGUGACUUUGCUUCUGAUCUUUGUAACUUGUAGCUCCCUCACUCUGUUUCUGAAACACAGUCUGUCAUCAUGUACAAACAUGGAAUUUGUCUCCUAAAAUAAAAACAAGCUAUUCCUAACAGAGCUCCUUGAUAUCUGAAUGACAGCAGCUGUGAUCACAGCCCUUCUUUAGGGGCAUGUUUGUAUUGUUUAUCAAGCUUUCUCUGUCCCUUUAAAUAAAACCACUUUAAGUGUC